CUUGUUUUCCUUUUUCUUUCAUUUCAUCUGUCUUUCUUCUCCAUUUCCUCCCUGAAAUCCCUCGUCUCUUCCUCACCGACCCGUUUCCGUCGGUCGCCCUCUUCUAUUUACCAAUUCCUCAAGCCGAAAAUCUCUCCCUAACUGAUUUCCCAACCCACGUUCCCAGAAUCCCACUUCUCUCUCCCGAUUUCGAUUUCUUCCCUCCUAAUUUCAGCUUCUUCUUCUUCCCACUCUUUCAUUUCCUCGACCAACCCCUUCGCGGGCAGCUGGGGUCUCUCGCCGCCGUCGCUGUUUCAAGCAUCCGAUUCUCCUUUUUCGUCGUCGUCGUCCCUUCUGGAAUCCUGAUCACUACCCAGUUGAGAUUCGGUUCGUUCUGGAUUACUCGAGGUUUGUUGCUGCUUCAGAUUCUGUGAUUCUUAGUUAGUUCGGUGAAUUAGCUCUUCCGGUGGUUGAUUCAAAGGCUGAGCUGGAAUAGCUGGGGACAGAGAGAGAUAGAGAGAUAGAGAAUUGAGAGAAAGAGAGAGUUGGGAUGAAGAGAGGGAGAGACGAUGAGAAGAUGAUGGGGCCAUUGUUCCCGAGGCUACAUGUGAAUGAUACAGAGAAAGGGGGGCCGAGAGCGCCUCCAAGGAACAAGAUGGCCCUUUAUGAGCAGCUAAGCAUUCCUUCUCAAAGGUUCAAUUCUGGGGUUUUGCCUCGUACUCCAAGUAACCUGGCUCCUCCCGGGUCUUCCAGCCAGGCGGGUGGGCUUGAAAGGACUUUAUCAUCGCCACCUACCCUAGCUCAUCAACUGCAUUCUUUCCAGCCCAGUGCCGGGAACUCGAACGGUUCUUUACCGCCACGUGAGCAGAAGAAGAAGGCUGGAGAUGAAGAUGAUUUCACUGUUCCAGUAUUUGUUCAUACAGGUCUGUCCAAGUUGCAGAGAAAACAUUCUAAUGUGGAAGAGCUAGCUCCAUUUAGCUCGAUGCUUUCAGGUCAUCGCAAUAAAGCUCGGAAUGCGGGUGAUAAUGGUGCAUGUGCAUCAUCUAUUGACCCCCAUUCGGGACAUGGAGGAAACCCAUGCAUUCCAAGUGAUAAUUUGCAGAGUAGAGAAAACUUUACCGAGUCUGGGGAGGAAGCGAAUGCACAGCCGAAAAAACGUUCUCAAGGUAGUCAACAACAGCCUGCAUGGUUGCAGUCAAAUGACUCUGCACCUGGUGGAGCUGUUCCUGAGCUGCCGCCGAAGGAGACAGAGAAAAUUGAUGUUCUUGUGCGGAAGGGCAGCUUGGGUUCCAGUGAAGAGCCCUGUACCCUCAACGAGCGCAGUGGCACUUGUGUUACCACGGUGGACGUGUCAAUACGAGUGAGAAAUACUGAUAAAAGUGAUGAUGCAUCCGAGACAUCCAUUGUGGACUCUGCCGAACCCUUGGAUGUUUCUCCUGAUGAUGUUGUGGAUAUGAUUGGUCAGAAACAUUUCUGGAAAGCUAGAAGAGCAAUUGUCAACAAUUACAUGGUCAUUGGCAAGGGAGAACUAGAUAGUGGGGAGUCUCCAUCCAAUCUGGCGUGUUUUUGUCAACAAAGAGUUUUUGCGGUUCAAGUGUUUGAGUUGCAUAGACUCAUCAAGGUUCAACAACACAUUGCUGGUUCUCCACAUCUCUUGGUGGAUGAGAGCAACUACCUCACAAAAUCCUCCAUUCCAGGCUCCCCAAUGAAGAAGCUUCAGACCGAGUAUCUCCUGGUGCAGCCAGCACGUGGUACCAAACGAAAAGACGAUUCACAAGAACCUACCAAUAAUAAGAUGGAAGGUUCUGCAGAGAAUGCAGUAGUUGGGAAGUCUCUAGGAAACCACAGUCAGCCAUCAUCAACCCACAGGCUGCCUCAUGCAGCAAACCAAGUUCCAGUUCCAGCAAUCACCGACAGCAACAACACGACAAGCUCAUGGAGUUUCCACCAAGCCACUGGCCAGCACUGGUUGGUCCCCGUCAUGUCACCUACCGAAGGACUCGUGUACAAACCUUAUGCACCCCCUGGACCGAUGGGACCUGGUGGUGGAGGAUAUGGACCAUACGGCCCUCCUCCUGUAAUGGGCAACUUCAUGAACCCAGGUUACGGCGUCCCAACUUAUUUCCAACAAGGAAUGGGUUGCUUCCCUCCAUAUGGUUCGAUGAUGAACUCUGCUCUCUCGGGGUCAGCAGUUGACCAGCCAAACCGCUUCCUGGGAUCAGGCUCUCAUGGUCAAAUCAGUCAGUUGUCUGGAAGUGGCGCGAAUUUUAACGCGCAACAUAACGUCGAACUAGCCACCCAAAAGAGUGGUGCUGUUUCGGUGGCGGAGAUUCGUGUAUCCACUAAAGAAUCCGAGCUGCAAAGAAGCACCGCGAGUAGCAUUAGCGAGCGAGUGGAAGUAGCCGGGACCGUUCACCACCAAGGUGACAGAAGCGACGAUGCACCUCUCCAUCUCUUCCCAAGAGCUCCUUCUGCAUUUGGCGCUCCUCCUCAACGAGCAGCGCACGCGUCUAGAGUGAUCAGGGUCGUGCCUCAUAACUCCAGGUCCGCAACUGAAUCAGCAGCUCGGAUCUUUCAGUCCAUACAAGAAGAGAGGAAGCAAAAUGAACCUGUCUAGAGUGAUCUUUCAGGUAACGGUAUGUAAUCUUUGCUGUUCUUUGAUUAUUGUUGUUGUUGUUGUGGUUUUUUUUUUACCCCAUUGCCUUUAGUAGAAGCUAUUCUGGAAUGCAGAUACGCCGUGCGUGUCUGUCGACUACUCAUCGAUCGACAUGAAAAACUGUGUCCCCUAGAGUAAAAAUGUACUUCCAAAUUCCAAUCUUUGCUGGUUUUCAGUACUGAUAAAUGUGUUUGUGAUUACUACGAAAACCGAGGCAAUUCGCUAACCUAGAACAACGAUCAAGGGCACUUGUAGCUUCUGCCGGGACCGCCAUAGU
Messenger RNA from Linum tenue, 2912 nucleotides. NCBI's taxonomy places the organism in Eukaryota, Viridiplantae, Streptophyta, Magnoliopsida, Malpighiales, Linaceae. The record is from the annotation of a GenBank genome assembly.